Molecule: messenger RNA, 14880 nt
Organism: Harpegnathos saltator (Jerdon's jumping ant)
Lineage: Eukaryota; Metazoa; Arthropoda; Insecta; Hymenoptera; Formicidae
Product: protein split ends
Exons: 9
Coding region: 2108-10195 (2695 amino acids)
Cellular component (GO): chromocenter; nucleus
Molecular function (GO): chromatin binding; DNA binding
Source: RefSeq, a predicted model, not a curated record
GUGGUGGUCGUGAUGCUGCUGCUGCUGCUGUGACGAUGACACAGCGUCAUAACACGACGCUCGUCCGUCCGUGCGCGAUUUAACCCGAAUCGUUACGCCAGCGGCGUAAAGUGUUUUUUGUACGGCGAGCGCGUUCGCGCCAUAUUACCGAUCGAGCCGACUCCAGACGAGUCGAGCCGAGCCAUCCGCCGAGCAGUUGAGUGCGAUUAACCGCGUAGUACGUAGUCAGUGUCGAGGGAGAUGGCUCGCCGCCCGGCUGUGUGAGAUCCGCGGAAUCGUGUUGCGUGACGUUGUCGUUUUCUUUUCCGUCUCUCUCUCUCUCUUUCUCCCCCUCUUUCUCUCUCUCUCUCUCUCUCUUUCUUUCUCUCUCCCCCUCUCUUCGGCGGUCUUUCGGCGAUAGUGGUGCUACCCACACGAUGACAUAAUUGAGUGCGCGUUGUCGUCGUCUGUUGGUGCAUUCGUUGUCGAGUGUAACGCGACUCGGUCAGGACGAAGUGACCGUGAAUGUAAAACGUGAGUUGGACCGUGGCAUUGACACGACCUACUACUACUGCUGCCGCUGCUAUUACUACUACUACUACUACUACUGCUACUACUACUACUACUACUACUACUGCUGCUAUUACUCUUCUACUCUACUCGUUCUAGUGUUGACUUUUUACCACGACGCGAAAUAUUUUUUUCGGCAAGGCAGCGUGUGCAGUGCAGCGUUCUUCUCGUACUUCGCUCCGAUUUGUCGUCGCGACGCGCACCGUGUGCAGCGGGAGCGCGUGUGUGCUGUCGGGAAUCUUCGGCUCGUUGAUUUCGCACCGCUUUUCGCGUCGCGGCGGUGUCGCGAACGGGUAACGGCGGCGGCGGCGGCGGACCGUCACCUUGAGCCGCUCCGCCGAGACCUUGCGCGCAACAUUCUCGCGGUCUCUCCGGCGGCGACGACGACGACGACGACGACGACGACGCUCGACGGAGACGCAAUUCGCCUCGAUAAAAGAGCGAAGCCGGCCCGCGACCUUGCUCGACGCGUUUCGCCUGGCGGCCGAUCGGAGGGCACUGGUCGUUCGUCGAUUCGCCGACAUGCUACGCAAUUACGAAUCGCCGCUCGGUGGAACGCAACGCUCGCUCGCGCGCCCAGCAGAGGAGGAGCCGUCCGCCGCGUCGCCGGCGAGGAGCGCUGAGUCGCGAAGACGAUACUUGUGAGAGGAGAGAAGCGAGCGAAGGAGCCGGCCCCGGAUGGCGGCAUCUCGAAUCGCGAUCGCGUUCGCGUGUGUCAACGUACUCCGACCUGCGACAUUUUAACGAGAGCGUGCGACGUUUCAGCUCGCUCCGCUCCGGAAGGCUCAGGAAAGACGAAGGAGCGACGAGAAGAGCGACGACGCGCGCGCGAGAGGCAAGGAGAAGGCUUGCCCGAUCGUCGCCUCUCGGACUGUCGCGCCGAGCAGAGCGGAGGAGCAGCAGCACGCCGGUGUCGCGGCGCGUCUCGCGCCAUGCCCGGCGCGGCGAUCCCCGCCGCGUCAAGGAGGUUAGACGGCCAUUGACCGGCGAGCGGCAGCGGCAGCGGCAGCGGCAGCGACAGCGGCAGCGUGUUGUAGUACGCGCGCCAAAUACGCGCCGGCUCUGAAAGACGACAGUGACAACGACGUGCGUGCGUGCGUACGCGAUUAUCUUCUAACAAUCUGUCGUUUGACCGUCGUCUCAGCCAACGAGGGCGCUCCCAGGGCCAGGAUCAUCUACGUCAUCGCGACGUGUCAGCCGGCUGCUCCAUCGACAUACCCGCGGAUAUUUACGUGAGUGUGGUCGAGCGCGCGCGCAAUCGGUGGGAUUAUGUCGCGCUACGAGAGUCGUAGCGGCGAGAAACGCAACAACGGGACGAGGAACACCGCCGGCGACAUCGGCGAGCACGCGACUCGGGCACCGCGAACCUCAUCGUCGAGCCGCCGCGCCCGCUCGACGACGGUGCCGAGCGCUUAAGAAUCGUGCACCCGCUCGCGGAGGAUGCGGCAGUACCAUCACCCGCCGGUGUCCCCACGUAGGCGAGCUACGUGCCACGUCGUGCCAGUGAUGUUGUCGUGGGUGUCGUCGGGGUCAUCCGCAGCGCUGCUGGACCUGGACCAUGGCCGGCAAGCCUGAGCAGCCGUCCACGCUCCCUGCUCCCCCGAAUCACGGCCAUCAUCAUCAGCAUCAUCACCCGCAGCAGCAGCAGCAGCAGCAACAAGUGCAACAGCAACAACAGCAACAACAUCAGCAGGCUCUACAGCAGAACAGCGUUCUGGUGUACGUGUCGGGGGAGAACUUCGCGUACGCCACGGCGGUGGGUCAGAAUGUCGCCGCGACCGCUGCUGCCGCUAUCGCGGUCGGUUAUCAGUCGCCGCAGCAGACGACGUACGCCGGCAUCCUGCAGACGCCGCAGGUGGCGACGGCGGCGGCGACAUUUCCCGCCAAAACCGCCGUAUACUGUGCCUCCGACGGCACCGGCGUUGGCGGCGGCGGCGGCGGCAGCAACGGCGUUGGUAGUGGAGGAGGAGGAGGAGGAGGAGGAGGGAUCGUAGGAAGCAACAACAGCGCGGCCGGUUGUUGCCGUUUGAAGCAGCAGCCGUCGCUCGAGUACACGACGGCGAGCGCAGUGACCGUCCCGGACCCCAGUGACUCCAGGCGAACGUCCUUGGCCGGCAACGACGACGACGAGGAUUACGUGAUGCUGUACCGACAGGCCAGCCUGGGGCAGUCGGCGACGACGUGCUGCGCGACCGCGGCCACGACGACGGCGAUGAUGACGCGCGUGGCGCCGUCGCGGGAGAGCAAGCUACCGACGGCAACGGCGGACAACGACUCGGUGACCGCGACGACGGCGGAUACUCUCGGUACCGCCAACGACGUCUUGUCCGCGAAGACGUACCAGCAGACGCGACUUCACCACGGCGACGCGUACCCGUCCGCGAGAAUGAGCGCCGCCGACUACAACGCGAGCGCGGUCGGUAGAAUCGUCGCGCGCGCGAACUCCGCCGACGGCGGAGGCGGCUGCGUCGGCCUCCUCGGCGACGACGGUUGCGUCGCGUACGCGCCGCAGACCACGGGCAACGGUGUUGUACUUCAGAGCGCCGGCGAGCAACAGGCGACGGGGAUCGUGUUGGACGACAAGGGUCGGCAGGACACUUUCGAUGGCCAGACCGCCUCCUCGCUCACGGCAACGGCGGCGGCCGCUGUCGGCGAUGGUGCCGUCGCGACCGUCUGCGACUCGGUCAGGCCCGACACCGCCGGCGAGUCGUCGUCGUCGUCGUCGUCGUCGUCGUCGUCGUCGUCGUCGUCGUCGUCGUCGUCGUCGUCGUCGUCGUCGUCGUCAUCGUCGUCGACGACAACCACGACGACGGCGUACAGUAGCCUGAGCAGCCCCGAGAGCCAGAGUCAUCUUCAUCAUCAGCCGGGACAAGACGGUCUAACGGCGAACAAUCAUCAUGCCGGCGGUGCGGCGUGUGCGCAGCAGGCUGUGCGACAGCAGCCGUCGUGUGUUAACGGUAAUAACAAUAACGGUGGUAACAGUGCGCAACAUAACGUGGUGUUGACAAUGAACGGCGGUAGUGCGGUGGUUGCGCAACAACAACAGCAGCAGCAGCAGCAGUCGCAGCAACAGCAGCAACAGCAGUCGGUGAUCAGCGUGCCACGUGGGUGGAAAAGGAUAUGCACCAAUGGGGUCAUCAUUUAUAUCAGUCCAAGCAGUACGGCGCUGGGUUCGCUGGACCAACUGAAGGAGUAUCUGACGACAGUGGGAACCUGCAAAUGUGGCCUCGAGUGCCCGUUCAGGCCCGAGCAUGUCUUCAACUUCGACCCCAAGGUUGCGACACGACCUUGGAGCCCGGAUCAGGGCAAGACGCGGGAGAUGACCAAGCUCUGCAACCAUAAGAGGAAACUUCUGCUGCCGGCUGCGGCCGCCAGUCCUGUUGCGUCCUGUACACCGGCGGUCUCAUCGUCGACUUUAUCUUCUGGCCCGACUACGGCCCCGAUUCACGCGAACGCCGACUCGCCCACGUCGUCGGAGAAAACCAGAAAAGAUGGUCACAGCAAGAAGAAGAAGAGGAAACUAGGAGGCAUAGGCGGCAUUUAUUCCGGCGUCUCGGUUUCGCAACUUCUGGCACAACGGGAGAGAGCUAUUGCCGCGGUCGCGGCAUCUGGAGUUCAAGGUUCACCGGUGCCUAAUGGAUCGCAGGUAUGGCCAAUCGCGAUCCCGAAUCUGCAGGUCCAGCAAAACGGCCAACAAAUCUGCCAUCAGUCUUUAAAUUCGCCUUCUCAGAAUCACGAUGUGAAUAAUUGUACAAGAAACCCUCAGCAGAGGUUAAAUCAGCACAAUAUGUCGGGCAUGCUGAUGGGCAACCCGUUGGUUAUGAAUCAGCAGGGAACAAACUUGAACAAUAUGACUCAGCAGCAGAUUCUCCAGCAACAACAUCAGCAACUAAUUUUGCAACAGCAGCAGCAGCAGCAACAGCAGCAGCAGCAACAGCAACAGCAGCAGCAGCAGCAGCAGCAGCUUAUUCAGCAGCAUAUAUCGCAACAGCAGCAGCAGCCACAGCAACUGCUGCCUCAUCAGCAACAGUUGCAACACAUGCAAAUCUUGCAACAGCAACAAGAACCGCAGCAGCAUCAAAACGCGGUAGUGAAUCAUUUGGCGCAACAGCAAGCUCCUCACUACGUCAGUCAACUGAAUCAGCAGCCGUUGCAUGUAAUGCAACAACAACAGCAACAGCAGCAGCAACAGCAACACUUGAAUCAACAGCAGCAGCAGCAGCUGCAUUUGCAACAGAUUCAAAAGCACAACAUGCAGCAGCAGCAGCAACAGCAACACUUGACUCAGGAAGUAGAUCAGCAGCAGUCGGGUAAUUACAACCCUCAACAUCCUGCCGAGAAUUACGUGCAUCACAUGCAGUCUGCGCAGCUGCCGAAUCAAACCACUCUUCAUCCGCAACUUCAUCAACUUCACCAGCAUCAAAUGCAACAGCAGCAGCAGCAGCAGCAGCAGCAGCAGCAACAGCAGCAGCAGCAGCAACCAAAUCAGCACACUAUGCAACCCCAAUCGACGGAUCCCUUCCAAAUGCAGAUUCAACAGUUACAACAGCAACAGCAGCAACAUCAGCAACAACUGUCGCAGGUGUGCAUUCAGCCGCAGUAUUCGAACCAGCAAAUGAAUCAUCACUCUGUGGAUGUCAUGCAACAGCAGCAGCAAGGCUCCGCUGUCAUGACCAACGUCAACACCACGGACAUUCAAAACAGGCACAACCGAGCGCCAUCGGUCACCGACGAAGAUCUAAACGUCAAACAGUUGCAGCAACAACAGCAGCAGCAGCAGCAACAACAGCAACAGCAGCAGCAGCAACUCUUGUUGCAUAAUUCGAUGCAGCGACAUCACGUGAUCCAGAAUGGCGGCUUGCAAAGUAAUCCUCAUGAGAAUGUCCAACGGAUGUACACGCAGAAUCAAGUACAAUAUCCGGUGAGAAACUUCGAUCCUUCCAAGGGAACGAGUGCAGACGGCAAGAUGGGACAUCAGCAGCAAUUCGUUCUGUCGAAUCACGCGGGAAGAAGCCCGAACGCCAGUCACGCCGUCGAGGCGCAGUCUGGUAUGGGACCAAACGGGCAGCCCGGCAACAUGCAUUUCAACAACAGAACGCCACCGUGGCAGCAAAAUCGCCCCGCGGUCGUGUCCCAUCAGCCGUCCGUCGUCACGGUGCAGAAUAUCAACUGCAAUUCGUUCGAUCGCGUGCCACCUCUCCAUCAUCACAUUCCACAGGCCUCCACCUGGACCGACGAGGCCGCGCGGAAGAAGGCCAAGUCGACUAAAGUGAUCGCGAAGAAGCAACGCCAGCACGGCGUUGCCGAGUCGAGAGCGAACAACGGUCUGGAGCACUCGACGCCGAGUCCGGUGGACGAGUUCAGCGAGAAGAAUCAGCAGAAUAACGGUCAGAUAGGUACAACGUUUAAUAACAGCGGUCCUUCGUUCCUAGAGGAUCCCAGCGGAUACCUCGCCCAGCAGACGGCGCUGCUAAAUAGUACGAUAUCGAGGCAGACUGGUGUUAGUAGCUCUCAAAUGGGGUUGAUGAACAAUAAUCCAAAGUCGUCGCCUCAAACCAGUCACGGCAUGCAUGUGCCUAACAACAGCAACGCCUAUCUUCCUCAACCAAAGCCUUCCUCAAUCGCCAGCCCUACGAGUACCUCGUCGUUCACUUCCGUAAAGAAUCACGCGACCUCGCCGGUCGUCGUGCAUAGCAGUAUGACGCCGACGUCGAGCAACAGCGGCACCGACUCCGAGAGCAGUCCGUGUCAAGGUUGCGUCACCAGCGCCGACACUCAAUCCUACAUUCAGGAUCAGUAUAAGCAGCAGAUGCACCGGCAGUACCUGAUGCACACGGAUCAGCGCGAAGAUCCGGUCACGUCGUCGACGUUCGGCGAGAGGUAUCAGACGAGCCAACAGCAGCAGGCCGACUCCAGGCCGAUCCAAGGCGGCACUGUUAGUACCAGCCACGGAUCUCCAAUCGGCACAAACAGUCCCGCGAAUUCGGACACGCCGGCGGCCUCUACACCCGGCAUCUCGCAGCCGGCGACGCCUCAGAGUCUCAUCUCAUCGCAGCCGUCGACGCCGCAUAGUUACUCGCAACCACCGACGCCUCAUUCGCAUGUCUCGGGUCAGAUGCCGCCGCAGACGCUGACUCCGCAGGCGCAACAGCCGUCGCAGUCGUUAAUCAGUGGCGGUAUGCAGGAACAGAGGUCCGAGACUCCGUGUUCCGGCACGAUGAGCUCCAGCGGCAUUCCACCUAGCACCUCGCCGUCCCAAACAUCCUCCUCUACGUCGGACAAUUUGGCGCCUCAGGUGAAACGACAAAUAACGACCAGGCAAAAUUCCCUCGACGGCUAUCAACCUCACCCGCAUACCGUCAACGCCGUGUCCAGGAUACCCAUCAACACCUUCGGCGGUGCAUCAUCCGUGAUAACGACUAUGGCGAGUAGUCAUACGGUCAGCAGUAACACUAUCACGUCGGUCUUAGCGGGCAGGGCGAAUACCGCCACCGUUUCCAUAAACACACCGUCUGCGAUACCGAAUCCCGCUCUGCCGAAUCUUCUGCCGAACAAGCCGCAACAUCAGGCACAGUCCACUACUACGUUGGGGAAUGUAGUAUCGGGCACUACGGUUACUACUCAUUCCUCCGUGCCGCAUAAUCAAUCGUCGACGAUGAGCGUGUCAAAGUCGCCACUCGAGAUGGUUCAGAGCGUUGUCAGUAGUAUACAAGUACCUCAGGCGAGCACGAAUUCGUUAGUGCAGCCACAAACGCAGCAGCAACAACAACACCAUCACCACCACCAGCAGCAGCAGCAGCAGCACCAACAACAACAACAACAACAACAACAACAACAACAACAACAACAUCAGCAGCAGCAGCAGCAGCAACAGCAGCAGCAACAGCAGCAGCAACAGCAGCAGCAGCAGCAACAGCAACAGCAACAUCCUCAGACCAAUGUUCAAGUUCAUAAUGUCCUCACUUCCGGAGGGAUAUUGAAGCAUCCAGCCGGAUCGACGUUACCACCUGGUCAUAUACUGGUGUCCAGCGGUGGUCAACUCAUAAUGGCGAGCACUGGGUCGGCUAUUAACGGUGUCAUGGCGCCUCCACCACCGAAAAUCAUUUCCAACGCUAAUUCUAUGCCUCCGUUGUCGGUGUCCCCGAUGGUUACCAGCGUGACCGGUGCCGUCAGCCAGGUUAUCCCUGCGGUAGGGGUAGCUCAGCAAGUGAUAGGGCAACCGACGGUACUGGUGAACACUAUACAGACGCCGGUGUUGAUACAACCCAGCGUGAUGACGAUGGAUGGCAUCAGUCAGAACGUACAGAUACCACAUCUGACGGUCGCCACCGGCAACGUCAUACAGAACACUCAGUCGAUCCUCGACGCGAAUCAGGACGUUUCCCGAACGGUCGGCGCUAAUCAAGGCAUGAUGAGUCGGCAGCCGGCGUUGUUGUCUCCGGAGUCGGCGAUGACGAAGAAGAAGGCGUACAAGAAGCGCAAGACGAAUCCCCAAACUGUGGCGUCCAUGUUACACAUCGCCUCUUCCCAGCAGAACGCCGGCAUGCUGAUGCAAUCGCAGUCUAACUUUGCGCAACAGAACUUCCAGGCUCAAAGCAUAGGCGGACCCAUGCUGCAGGCGCUCACCAUCGUGCCUGGUAAGGGCGGGGCACCGGCGCAACUGGUCAUGAACGGUCAGACCGGCGCCGCGUCCGCACAAUUCAACGCCCAGCAGAUAAUCACGAAUCCUCAACCGGCCCAGCAAAUCAAUCUCCUCCAACCGGUGAAUCUGUUGAACGGUGCGACCGGAAUGGUUCAGAAUUUUCCUACCAUUCAGCAGUUUAUCGUGCCGGGCUUAGGCAGCAUGGUCAUGUCCGCUGACGGGACGGCCACGUUGCUACAGGACACGGGGAACAUCGGAAUGCAGCUGCAGAUACAGAACGUCAACGGUCAGAACGUGCUGACGCCGGUGCAGAGUCACGGCGGCAUAUUCAACCCGAGUCAAAGUAUAUUGGCCGCCGGUCCAGCCGGUAUGGUGAUCAGGGCGCCGCAAGCGACCAGCGGCAAAAUCAUUCAGCAGCACAGUCCGGGAGCGCAGUUCUUGUCGCCGAAUAGCGGUCAGUUCUUGGUGAACGGGACGACGUCCUUCGGUAAUCAGCUGAGCCCGAUAGUGGCGAAUGUCAGCCCGAAUCAGCAGGUGACGUUCAACACCUCGCAAGUACGGCCGCCGAACAUGCAGGGCCAGCAGGAGUUCAUACAGAUGAACGGGCAAACGCUCAUGGUACCUUGCGCAACCGCGCAGAAUAUCGCCGUUUCCUCAGCAUCAAAUCAGCAGAACACGACUUUCGUCCAGCAGAACACGACGAUCGUGCAGCAACAGACGACCAUGGUGUCGAAUAAUCAGAUACCGAAUUUUCAAGGCGCGGCUUCCAACGGCGGACAAGCCGUCGACCCGUCUUUGAAUCUUGACCACAAUCAGUCGUACAUCCUGAGCUCCGGCAUGAUUCAGGGAAAGACGUCGUCCUCGCCUAAGAGUGGCGUGAACUCGCCGUCGUCCGAUCAGAACAUGGAGCAACAGCAAUACGUGCUCGCGAGCAGCAGCACAACCGUCGUGGAGAAGACGGCUUCGCAGAACGAGCAGCACAGUCCGCUGAUGGCAAGGCAUUCCGUGUCGACUCAGACGGCCGGGAAUCAGACGAACGUGGCGCAAUCGGCGAUGAUGCGGCAAGGGUCGCCUCCCGACACGACCACUCAUAGUCCAGGAAACAGCCAGAGGUCGAACAGUCCGGCCGUGGACACCACUACCCAUGGCGCUGCUUCACCAGCACCCCCCAUCACCGCUAGACAUCACUCGUCAUCUACGCCUAUGGUUCAUUGCGUUUCGAGCAGCGAACCGGACUCGGGCGACGCACAGAUCGCGUCGGAGGAUUGGAGAAUUCAGGGUAUCACCACCAAGGAGAUCACAUUGAAUCAACCGAGUCUGCACGGAAAGACCUACGUGGAGUCGACGGUGACCACUGGGAUCCAGAUCUAUACGUCAGAGACGUUGAAGCAAGCCGAAGGUGUGGUGAGCACGGUGAGGUGCGAGGGCAGGGAACAUGCCCUCGGCCGCGGAAUCAAGCGAAAGCUGGACUCCAUCCAUUCCAUGCAUUCUACUCUGCAUGAAGACCAAGAUGUACCCGAGACAAAGGACGUAGACGACGGGAACCAAUGGAAACUGAUGGUCGGUGAACUAGUGUGGGGCGCAGCAAGAGGAAGUCCGGCCUGGCCGGGGAAAGUCGAGUCUUUGGGCCCUCCGGGUACAAUGACGGUUUGGGUCCGAUGGUACGGGGGCGGGGGCAAUCGCACCCAGGUCAAUGUCAAGACCCUCAAGUCCCUCUCGGAAGGCCUCGAGGCGCAUCAUCGCGCCCGUAAAAAGUUUAGGAAAAGUCGUAAAUUGAAUAUGCAAUUGGAAAACGCGAUACAAGAGGCGAUGGCGGAACUGGACAAGAUGACGGAGGCUUCCAGCGAGCAGAAAAAUAUGAAAAAGUCGCCGAAGGUGACCUCGCUGCCGGCAACCAGCUCGAAAGGUGUCAAUGGCGCCGGCAAGUCGGAGGCCAAGAGAUCGUCCAAGAGGUCCGUGGCUACCGUGGAUCAUGCGAAAGCCGAACAGAAACAAUGCCGGUGAUCCAUGCCGAUCAUGAUCGGCGCGAACGCAACCGGCAGUUGACGACUCGCUCGUCGUCGAGACCGCGAGGGUCGAACAUCGUCGCGCAGAAAUGUAAUUAACCAGCUUUCAGUUUAAUCAAUUAGCCGAUGAAUUGGACGACGAAUUAUUAGACACGUCCCCGAUGAAUCACCGACGAUCAAUUUCUCUACGCUUCGAUCGCGCUCGCGAGUCGUUAUAACUCGCAGCCUUUCGGUCGCGUCCGAAUUCGUGUUGUGUUGUCAAUAUGCAAAGCGUAUCGCGUGUUUCAAAACCGACUAUCAAUCGCUUAGAAGCAAUCGCGACGCGGCUACAAUUUCGCGCGGUCGAUAUGGAUUUCAUCGUUUGUUACGAUUCCGACACGAUGGCUCAAGCGAGAGAUCCAUUGAAGCGUGAAAAAGUAUGCGAGACGUCACGGCGCAUAAAAAAUGUUGCGUAUAGCCCAGCCCGAGCGUAUCGCAUACCGAACCACGGUGAUCGCUGUGAUUUACUGCUCUCGAACAGUCAAAGACACUUCGGAAUCAUCGGGAGGAUAAAAUCCUCCCGAUGAUUCCGAAGCGAGAUUGCGCACACAAUCUUGCUUCUGAACGUUGCAACUUUUUGCCAUUUAUACAGCUUAACUAAUACGCUUCGGGACGCUCGUCCGGGUAUCAUCCGACUAUACAGAGAGCGUCUCUGAGAAUUAUAAUCAAAAGUACGUCUAUGAUUUAUUCGAGCGAGAGAGAGAGAGAGAGAGAGAGAGAGAGAGAGAGAGAGAGAGAGAGAGAGAGAGAGAGAGAGAGAGAGAGAGAGAGAGAGAAAGAGUUUUCCGCGAUUCCUCUCGGACGCGAAAACGACGAGUCGUGGGAACGCGACGUUAAAUACACAAUCGUAUUGCAACACGGUCUCUCUCACGCGUGAGAGUGGCAAUCGUGAGUGUGUUUUUCUUUCCCGUAAAUUUGCCGACGAAGCCUAAGUAGCAUAGAAGUAAGCAUCAUCGGUUGCAACAUCCUCAGUGUAUUAUUCUGUUUGCGACCAGGGGCGUCCGUUUCAUGGGCGAACGUUCGAGCGUGUAAAAUUGCAGUUGCGUGAUUAAUAGCGAGAUACAGUGAGAAACACUACGGCCGACUUACCGUUAUAUACGAGAUAGGCCUAUGCCGGUAUAUGCGUUCUUAGAUUAUUUAUCCCUACAUAUGUGUAUGUAACCGCGUACAGAGAGGAAGAGAGACGAAGAGAAAGAGAGAGAGAGAGAGAGAGAGAGAGAGAGGGAACAAGACGAUGGAGCGAUAGUUUUCCACAGACGUUUUUUCAGCCGGUAGAAGCAGAUUCGCGAUCGUAUUUAUCGUAGGAUCGCAUGGUUUUGUCAUGCGAGCGUUUUACUCAUCAACGAUUACUCGUCCGCAGAUUCCGUGGAUGCGAAGUGAGAGAGACGAGAGAGACGGCGUUUCGUACGCGAAUGCAUUUUAUGGUGCGAUGUGUAUCGAGCGAUCUCUCAGUUACGCGCCGUAUCUUUGCAGUUUUUACGCACGCGAUUCGGAAUCAUGGGUGUUUCCUAAGAGAGUAACGUUACUCGCCCGUACUCGAGAGCGAUCGUAAGCACACACAUACACACACUCACACACACUCACACGAGUAUAGUUUUAAAAAGAUAUUUUUGCGAAGGAACCUCAUUACACAUUACCCAUAGAGAGUAACGCAUUUUUUUAGACGGCUAUACACACACAUACGGAACGCGAAAGACAUUAUUUUAUCGUGAUAACGCCGGGCUACGCUGGCUCGUUGGACCGUUUUAAACCUACGUAUCCGCUACGUAUUCUCGCAGGGCGCUCUUGACCUGCGUGACCAUUUUUUUCAACAAUGUUCCUCGAACUCUGUAGACUGGGAGCACGCUGUGACUGAAUAAUUGACGGGUCGAUUUUGUACAUAGUAACGAAGCAAUCGGAAACCGCCGCAAAGCGCGGUUUUUAACUGGCAGACGCGAGCAACUGAUUUUUAAUCGUUGGUUUAAAUUAAUCCAAAUUUCCCAACGUCACGGCGUAUUUGUUACGUGAUAUGUAAGAAAUUCUUAUUCGUGAGCCUGAACCUCUAGAUCGUUUGGAAAAAGACAGAAACAGUCACGUAAUGCUAACAGUAAAUUAAUCGACAAGUGGAAUUUCGACGAAUAAGAUUUAGAAUGUAUCUCGCCAACUCCGGAUUCGUUUGCUUUUCGUUCUCCUCCUUUGUAAUUAUUCGAUUAUUUUUUCCCCAUUGUAAUUACAAGGUCAAAAAUGUCGGUUCAAGUUUUGAGUAUCGUCAGGAUAACUCGGACACGUUCGCACAUACGAUAGACAAUAAAAUAGAUGCAAGUAUCAAAAUGGGAUCGCGCGAUUCUUGAUUCACGUUUAUCGCGACGUUUGAUUCCCUCGAUGUUUGAUUUCCUCGAGGAACGCACGCAUGCGUUCUGAAUCCUGAUCGGUGUCGAAAAGAAUAAGCGCCGAAAACGUUCGCUGUAACCGCACUGCGAUCGCGUAAAAACACUUAACUACAAAACGGGUCCGUACAGACUUUUUAGUGUUAUACUACGCCUGUAAAUACGUCAACGGUGACGAUAUCGUCGUAAUAACGAAUAUAGCGCAGAUGUGGCGGGAAGGCCGACAGUAACGAGUUUACGAGUAGAUCGUUUAGCCGAGCACGUACGCAACGAGUUCGUAAACUCGGGUUUGCUCGUGCGAUUGAAUCCGAGCUAUCAGCUAUAUCAAAAGAAAAUUGCUUCACGUCACCGUGUACCCGCGACGUUGACGUCGCGUACCUUUCGCGAAGUCUCGUUUAAUCCAAUCUUUUUUUUUUUUUGCGAAACGGAGAAAGUUCUUCAAUUCAUAUCCUGCUACUUUCAAGCGAUUUUCAAUUUUCAUUUGUAUGAAAAGAUUUUCAGAGUUUGCCAAGUUUACUCAGAAUAUUUUCCUUUUUACACCGUGUUAAUCUUUCCCGCGACGGUGAAGUUUGACGAAUGUAUAUCUUGUAUAUCAAGCUGUAAAACGAGAUUCACGGUUAACCCGAUUUCCCUAUGAUUUCGUCUUAGGCCACUUUUAUAAUCGUCAGCGCGACAUGUAGGUCAUCUAGAUGCUUGUGUAAAUAUCAGGGGCUUGUAAAAGUACGUCGGAUUGUCAAUAAUCUCAUUGGCUCGCGAGAUGAGUCGUCUUGCGCGAGGUCAGACGCGAAGUCAGACGCGAUUAUCUAAAAGGUGUAGGGCGCGAGAAAUAGGACGGGUAACGACGGCGGAUAAUCCGACACAUGUAUGUAUCGCUUCGUUACUAUUAAUAAAAAACGAAGCAUGACUAAAAAUUCAACGAACUUUGUCUCGCAAGCUCCUAAUAUCACAAGCGAAUUUCCCAGUGCGCGCGCCUCUACUUAAGGACAAUUAUAUCAAAAUAAAUCAAAAGCACGCGAUAUCACAUAUAUUUACCGGCUAAGUUUCAUAAAUACAAAAAAAAGAAGGGAAGAAAGGAUCUUCGACACACAAAGGAGAAUCGUAUUCUCGCUUCACGUGACACGGUUCGUAGCGUUUCGUCGUGACCAAGCACGUUGCAUACGCACAUGCGACGCGACGUUUUAUUUGAUAAAUGGCGAAAGACAUAUCACUGGCCGCGAACGAAACAAAAGACUUUUCGAUAUCUGCACAUUUUCAAUAAAACGUACUGUGCUAAAAUAAAAUAAAAAAUAAUAUAAAAUAAAAAAGGGAAAAAUAAGUCAUAGAGACAGGAUUUAAAUACGUAAAUGGCUGGCAUCGCUGUACACGUACAUAACACACGACGGGACCGUUUAAAGUUAAGGUAAAUUUAAUUUCACCCGAUUUUCUUCGCUCCAACUCGUCUCGGAUAUUCGAGCGUUGUUUUCGCAAAUCUCAGCGUGCCUAAGAAAUUUGUAGCAAAAUUAAUAGCAAUAUGAGAAACUAUAUAUUUUAAAGUGAGAUAAACUGAUUGUGCUAAUUAUCUAUAAGUGAUCCAUGUACAAUUUUCACGAUAAUUCAGCUACUCUCGAUAAUAUUGAAUUUCUUUAAUUUCUCUACAAUAUUAUGCAACAUGAUGCAUGCUGAGAAAUAAUUAUUGACAGUCUUCACGUAGUAGCUUUAUAGUAUUCACGCGCGUUUCUCCAUGAGAGAUGAUAAUCGAGACGAACGUGUUUUUUCUUCGAGUAGCUCUCAGUUUCGUCGACUUUUGCGAGAAGGACACUCGAUACUCGGCGCGUAGCUCUCUUCGCUAGUUUUUCUCUUCUAGGAUCAAUGUGAACCACAGCUUGCCGAGAGUACUUCUCCCUUCGCUCUUUCGAGCGUAAAAUGCGAGGGUGACCGUAACUUAAAAACCAGUGAAAACUUACCUCAGUGACAUGUACGCGAGAAUCAAACGUCUUAAAAAAGAAAAAAAAAGAAGAGAAGAAGAAGAAGAAGAAGAAGAAGAAGAAGAAAGAAUCGAGAAUAUAUACUGUAGUGCCGAUGUCCUUUGUAUAUUUUCCAUGAUAUUGUAAAUAGAUAUACAUACGCCUUAUUGGUAAACCACGCCGUGCGACGUACGGUCGACGAGCGCCGUUAUUUAAUGCUAAUGCGAAUGUCGGCGAGCGGUGUUAAUUAAGUACACGAGCUGUCGAGCGAACGAUGUCGGGCGUGUAAUAACACACGUCUCCGUCAAUACACAGCGAAAAUUGUGGCUUCUAAU